Molecule: messenger RNA, 284 nt
Organism: Ambispora leptoticha
Lineage: Eukaryota; Fungi; Glomeromycota; Glomeromycetes; Archaeosporales; Ambisporaceae
Source: the annotation of a GenBank genome assembly
UAUUUGUGCGCGUGGCGCCAUUCUUUCCAAAUUGGUUUGUAAAUAUUGCGUCGCCACAUUUGGAAGUCAGUUUGAACGUUUUCUUUUGGGCAACACUUGUCGGUGUUGCGCCGCUUUCCUUCAUCCAUGUCCAAGCAGGAGAAACAAUUCGCAUUACGGGAACUGAAGAUGUUUCUUUUUUCACGCCACGAAAUUUGGUUUCAAUGUCGCUGAUUGCAGUGGCUGCAUUUAUUUCUGCUUACAUUCGACGAAAAUAUUCAAACAAAUUAAGGAAGUUAGAAUAA